AUGAAUUUAAUCCCUAACGAGCGUCGAGCUAUAGAGCAGCUAAGAGAGGUCAGUGAAUUAGAACCAACCCUUUUGAAUUGGGGGAAAGAAUUACUUAACUUCAACAAGAUAAGGAAUAGGAAACGAAAGUCAACAACAAGAGAUAGUGAACAUAGAUAACGUUUACCUUCAUUGAAUAAGGUUCCUUUAAAAAUGCCUCUUCAAGAAAUAUAACUAAAUCAAGAACACUCAACUGCUAUAUAUUUGUAAUUACCUCCCUUAACAAAACCAAUAAAGCCUCAAACUGCUAAACCUAAUUAUAAUGGUAUUGUUCUUGGUGUAAACUUUGCUCAUUUUGAAAGACGUAUAUUAAGAAAAAUGAACUAAUCAUGA
Molecule: messenger RNA, 372 nt
Organism: Paramecium sonneborni
Lineage: Eukaryota; Ciliophora; Oligohymenophorea; Peniculida; Parameciidae
Source: the annotation of a GenBank genome assembly